Abrus precatorius (Indian licorice) is the source of this 2046-nucleotide messenger RNA. Its product is annotated as LEAF RUST 10 DISEASE-RESISTANCE LOCUS RECEPTOR-LIKE PROTEIN KINASE-like 1.1. Bases 1 to 2046 code for a protein of 681 amino acids. NCBI's taxonomy places the organism in Eukaryota, Viridiplantae, Streptophyta, Magnoliopsida, Fabales, Fabaceae. The record is from RefSeq and is a predicted model, not a curated record. Gene Ontology annotation, molecular function: ATP binding; protein kinase activity. Gene Ontology annotation, biological process: protein phosphorylation. The transcript is spliced from 5 exons.
AUGAAGCCUAAGUUGGUCUCAGAUCUUUGUUGGAUUGAUAAGUUGGAAUUCUUCGGUCAACGAUUUGAAUUUCUAACACGACAACCCUCUCAAUUUCGUUUCACAGAGAAAAUUACUGGCUGUUGUUUCUUUCAAGUCAAUUGGCGUAUUAAGCGGUUCAAAAUGAUAAUGGUAUAUUUGGGAGUGGAAAGUUUAACGCUUCUGCUUGUUGUUUUAGCUCGUGAUGGAAAGUGUCCAGCUUUCUUCAAUUGUGGAUUUCUUGGCCAGAUCAAAUUUCCUUUCACGGACACGCACAACCUACACUGCGGCGUAUUGGCUAUACGUGGCUGCGAUGAACACAAUCCAUAUGCUAUCAAAACCAUUCAACUAAAUAACUCAACAUCAACAUUGUUCAAUGUUUUACAGGUUGCACCUCGUACCAUAACGAUCAGAGAUGAGCAGCAACAAAAUUAUUUGCAAAACAAAAGUUGCCAAGCCUUCACCAACAAAAUUACCGGGAUAUUGCCUCACACCUCUCCUUUGGCUUCUUUCUACAUCAAAUAUAAUAUCACUAUCUUCAGAUGCAAUCACUUCCAUAGUGUCACCCCUCCCAAAUUUUAUAAAUAUUCAAACUGUUCUCAGUACGAUAUCUAUUAUGGUCCUCCAAAUAUUGGAAAUCUUCUGGAUUUCAAAUGGCCCAAAUCUUUAGCACCUUGUUCAAAGAAUCAGCUUCCAAUAAUGGACAACCCUGCUGCUGCCGACCCCUUUAAAUUUCUGACUCAUAUUAUAUCUAUUGAAAUAAAAUUAUCUGAAGAUUGUGAAAAGUGUCUUGGUCACAGAAGAGGCCAAUGUCAACUUGACAGUAAAGGAAAAUUCUACUGCGCCAAAGGUAUUGGUAUUGGACUCCCUGGCAUUAUUAUAACUGCGCUGCUGAUUAUUUGGCGCUACAAACGAAAAUGUGUUCAUUUCUAUUCAAAUCCAAACGCAGAGAGUGCAGCCAGUGUCUACCUUGGGGUCCCGAUCUUCACGGAUAAUGAUCUUGAAGUUGCAACUAAAAAUUUUGAUCAAUCAAGAGAAGUAGGAAAAGGAGGAUUUGGGGUUGUUUACUAUGGAAAACUCCACGAUGGACGUGAAGUUGCUGUGAAGCGCCUACAUGAACACAACUAUAGGCGCGUAGAACAAUUCAUGAAUGAAAUCAAGAUCCUCACUCGCUUGCGCCACAAAAAUCUAGUGUCAUUAUAUGGCUGCACAUCACGUCACAGCCGUGAACUAUUGCUUGUCUAUGAAUACAUUUCAAAUGGGACUGUUGCUAGCCACCUCCGUCACGAAUCAACAAAUCCUGGGUUUUUGGGAUGGCCCAUCCGAAUGAAAGUGGCCAUAGAGACUGCCACUGCAUUGGCUUAUCUCCAUGCCUCUGACAUUAUUCAUCGUGACGUGAAAACAAACAACAUUCUCCUUGACAACACUUUUUGUGUUAAAGUUGCUGAUUUUGGAUUGUCAAGAGUGUUCCCUAGUGAUGUCACCCACGUUUCCACAGCUCCACAGGGAACUCCUGGUUAUGUGGAUCCUGAAUAUCACCGAUGCUAUCAGCUCACAAGCAAGAGUGAUGUUUAUAGCUUUGGGGUUGUCCUUAUUGAGCUUAUAUCAUCUAUGCCUGCUGUUGAUAUGACUCGACAUAAGGAUGAGAUUAACUUGGCAGAUUUAGCUAUUAGGAAGAUUCAAAAAAGUGCAAUUGGUGAGUUGGUGGACCCUUCCCUUGGUUUUGAGUCAAAUAGUGAUGUUAAAAGGAAAAUAACUUCAGUAGCCGAAUUAGCUUUUCUUUGCUUGCAACGAGACAAAGAGUUGAGACCCUCCAUGGAUGAGGUUUUGGAUGUGCUGAAGAGAAUUGAAAGUGGGAAGGAUGAGGUUGGUCAUCUAGAGAACAUUUCACCACCUUCACCGGAUCAUGAUGAGGUGAAAUUGUUGAGGAAUGUGAAGUUGGCACCUUCGCCAAAGGCUGUAACAGAUAAAUGGGAUAGCAAAUCAACUGGUUCUAAUGUAAGUGGUCAAUCGUCAAGCCAAAUCUAA